Saxophila tyrrhenica is the source of this 1197-nucleotide messenger RNA. RefSeq lists its product as uncharacterized. Lineage: Eukaryota; Fungi; Ascomycota; Dothideomycetes; Mycosphaerellales; Extremaceae. Bases 1 to 1197 code for a protein of 398 amino acids. The record is from RefSeq and is a predicted model, not a curated record. The transcript is spliced from 2 exons.
AUGGCGUACACCAACGUCGCAAGCUGCGUGAUAUCGAUCGUAGGAUCCUUCAGUAACGGUCUAGAUGUAUUCAAGAAGCUUCGAGACAAGAGACGGAGGCGAAAGCGGUCGAAGAAGCUGGAUAAAGUGGACGAAGAAGAGUUGAGCCUGUCAAGAUCGUUGCGACAAGGGCCCGAGGACAUAGCGCGAGAGUACCAGAGGAACGUGUAUGGGGCAGGGCAAGACUUUGAGAUUGGAGACGCCAUCGCACAGACAAGCCUGGCCGAGAUCAUCCUCAGGCUAAACACUGGCCUGGUCAGCAUCAUCUCAUCCUUCCUGAGCAACGACAAGAAUGGCGUGCAGCUGGACUACCAGUCGCUCACGGAUCUCUCUGAGCGCUCUCGAGUCGAUACAUGUCGCACACUCAGGCAUUUGUUCAUGCGCAUGGCACGUCUAAAGCGACCAUUGGCGAUCGCACCUGAGGACCGGCAGAACACCGAUAACCGGGUCGCUGCUCCAAGAGGGCGGGAACAUGCUCCUAAGAAGCAGCGCGCGCCUCCAACCAAGUCCGCUAAAGUUCGUGGUCCGAUGAUCGCGCAGGUCGUGAUCGAGAACUCGUCGAAACCUUCGCAGAUAGCGUUGGUCAGGCCUGGCGAGCGGAGGAAGAAGUCAAGCUCGGGGUCGUCAUCACACUCGAAGAGCGCCUCUGAGUCUUCGACAGCAGUCUCGACGCCAUUGGCGACGCCACCGCCCGAGUACGCAGCCUUUGACACUGUUCCUCAAACCUCGAAGCGGGAGAAACUGGCGUCUGAGCGGCCCAAGGCUCGUCGUCAGCAGUCGAUCGGUGCCUUCGAGAGCCAACCCAUCAUGUCGAACGUUGGUGGUCGAAGGGCAGCCCAGUCGACGCCUCGCCUGCAAUCAACCCUGCCACCUACUUUCGAGCCCAUGCCUCCAAUUCCAAACAUGGCAGCAGUCUCAAGUGCUGACCUUCCCCCGAGGCGACGAAAGCCAACACCGACCUACUACUCAGUUGCAUCGGAUCAGACGAAGAUCGGCGAGAUACCUCUCCAUAAGUGGGCUGAGCCGUAUGACUUCGACCGGAUGUCCAUCCUCAAUAGGGAGGCUUACACCAAUGGCUGGCCAGUCAAUCAGCUCGCUUGCAACAACAAUCAGAAGAAGAAGUUCGGCUUUGGGCGGUUGUUUGGGAGGAAGGGCUGA